GUGACAGGAAAUGGGAAGCAAAAGCGGUUGAGGGUGGGGCACCGUUCAGUCACUCGGAACUGAGCAGCGGAUCGGUGAUGCGUGAAAGUCGGCGUUGACGCGCGGGGCGCAAGCGGGGGGUGAGAGUCAGAACCGGGCUCGGGAUGGACGACUCCGACCCGGAGUUCGCGGACCUCUGCUCGAAGCUUCUCAAGAGGGUCCGCAAGGACACCGCCAAAAGGGAGGAGGGCAGCCAAAGGCUGACGCAGAGCCCCCGUCCUGCGCCGUCCCAAAGCAAAAGCUUAGCGAAAAAGAGGAAGCCGAAGAACGAGGCGGAACCCGACGCGCGGAGACAGCUGGACCCUCCGUCCCGCGCGCGGUGCGACGGAGGACGGGAUGUUCGCUCUGUUUCCCAGGCAACCGUGCCCUCCGCGCCGGGCCCGAAGGAGGACGGGCCGGCGGGUUUGCAGGGGAGUCAGAGUCAGAACGGGGUCGUGCGGGGGUUGGGGGUUAAGGAGAAGGUGCUGCGCAGGAUGCAGCAGUUUAAGUGGGUCAGUCCAAAGAAGCUGGCGCGCGCGGAGACUGCACAGCCCGAGAGAUCGAGCCCGGGCACUGACCAUGCUGCCGUCCCGUCGUCACGAAACGCAGGCCCUCCUCAGGGGCCCCAGGGGGACGAGGCCCUGGCCCUCAGGCUGCAGCAGGAGAUGGACAGGGAGGCGCAGGUGGAGGUGCAGCCGGUGGACCUGGAGGAGGCGGGCCUGUUCUUCUGCCAGCUCUGCCAGAGGGACCUGUCGGCCAUGACCGCCGAACGCCGCUCCCAGCACAUGAACAGGUGUCUGGACCAGAGCGAGGACAGCGGGCCACGCCCCCCGGCCCCGCCCGCGGUACCCGAGUGCCCCAUCUGUGGGAAGGGGUUCAAGUCCCAGAAGAGCCGGGCCGCCCACCUGAAGCGCUGCUCCGCAGACAUGGGCGUGCCCCCUGCCCUGCUGCUGCAGGCCCUGCAGAGGCAGGCCGCCGAGACCGCCAGCGACAGCGCCGCGGGCCAACCGCCCCCGGCAGCAGGUUCGAAGAGGAGGGCCUUAUCGGACCCGAACCGGCCGCCCAGGAAGAAGCAGAGGAAAAAGGCUCCGCCCAUGGAUGAGGACACCAUGGUGGCGCUGGCCCUUUCGCGCUCCAUGGAGGAGCAGAAAGAGAAGGAGAGGGAGCUGGAGAGGGAGGCCCUGCUGACUGCUCCUCCCGCUGCUCCUGCUCCUGCUCCUGCUGCUGCUGCAGACCUGCGCUGGAGGUCUGAUGCAGGGAAGAGGCGCGGAAAGAAGAAGAAGAAAAAAGGGGAUCCCCCCACGCCGCCCCCUCUCCUCCUCGUGCAGGACCCCGGUGCCGCCCUCGCCCGGCUGCAGGACAGAGUCGCGGCCCUGCUGCUCCGCGCGCGGCCUCCCACCCCGCCGACUCCCGCCUACCGCACCAGCUCCCUCCCGGGUUGGGAUGGUGCUGCCCCCCUGUGGCAGAAGAGUGCGCUGCGGGACGGAGGAGCGAGCUCAGUGCAGGAGUACUACACCCCGGAGCUCAGUCCGCCCAUCGAGCCCUGGGUGUCGACCACGCAGGAGAAGCAGAGUGUGGCCGGCCCUGUCCCGGCCCCACUGACGCCCUCGGUGGAGCUCUCCCGCAAGGACGGUGACCCCAGCUCCGUGUCCCCCAGCCCCCGGGUGGGCAGUCAGACCCUGUGUGACCUGAUGGAGCUGGCAGAGGAGGGCAUGACCCUCACCCAGUGGGGUUACACCCGAGGCCCCACACAGGAUAAAGAGGCCAGCGUGGCCGACCUUCAUCUCAGCGGCUUCGUCCCGGAGAGCACAGAGCCUGCAGUGGCCACUGACAGCGCAGUAAGAGUGCCUCUCCACCUCCUCCUCCUCCUCCUCUACCUCUCUCUCUCCCUCCCAUACCUCUAACUACGUGCCGUUGCAUUUGCACACCAGCCCCAGCAGGUGGCGCUGUCCAGGCUGGCCGCAGACCUGAGCAGCAUGGUCAACAACCCGCAGCUGAGUGACGUCCAGCUGCAGGUAGACAGCGGCGAGGUCUUCUUCGCCCACUCCUUCAUGCUGUACGCCCGCUGCCCCCUGCUGGUCCAGAUGGUGCACGACUCUGGCUUUGGAGUCCAGGAGGAGGGCAUGGCCAGCGCCCAGCGGGUGUUGCUGGGCGAGGUGCCCCCCGGGGCGGCACACGCCCUGCUGCAGUUCCUCUACACCGCCCACUGCCCCCUCACGCCCACGCUGGUGCCACACGUCCAGGAGCUGGCUGUCAGGCUGGGUCUCCCUGAGCUGGAGCAGCUGUGUUUGCGCUGUCCGGGGGGAGUUGCAGCGGAGUCGUGGGUGGAAUUUCGGGAGCAGGAGGAGAACGAGGAGGAGAACCGCGGGGAGCAGAACUUCCUGGAGCUGCUGCGUUCCAUGUGGGAGGAAGAGGAGGAGGAAGGGGAGGAAGAGGGGGGUGGAGGAGGAGAGGGGGGAGGGGCGGGGGUGGAGGGAGGUGGAGAGGGCGUGGGAGACGGGCUCGCUCUCGGAGAUGGGGAGGACCUGGGGGAGGAGAAGGUGGACGAGGACGAGCUGGUGGAGAUCUACCAGUUCGCAGCCACGCAGAGGAAGAUGGAGUCUGGGAGAGAGGGAGAGGAAGACAGCAGAGAGGAGGAGGAGGAGAGCAGAGAGGAGGAGGAAGAAAGCAGAGAGGAGGAGAAGGAGGGAGAGGGAGGGAGUGCUGGCACAGAGGCUGAUGAUGAGCAGGAGGAGGGAGCAGGGAGAGAGAAGGGAGCUGAGGUGUUACAAAGCCAGUUUUCCUGCGUCAGGACCAAGGAGCCGAUUACAGAUACAGCAAGAGAGGAGGCAGACACAGGUCUGACCUCACAUUUCCAUAGCAACAUCUCCAGCACACAUGGAGGAGGGGUCAGCACCAGUCAGGUGGCAGAUGAGGGGAUGGACCAGGCCGGCAGGGGACCGGAUGGGGCGUCCCAGCCCAGCCUGGGCCACAAGGCCGACACCAGCCUGGACAGGAGCUACAACCGCCUGUUCUCUGAGCCCUGGGGCGAGUACAUGGAGCCCUCCCAGCAGAGUGCCCGGCGGUCCCAGCCGGCCGGGGCGGGGGGCUCCAGGGGAGGGGGUUUGGGGGCCUGCAGCCCCCUGUGUGGUACAGGGUCUCGGCUCCAGUCGUCCCACAGCGAAGCGGACGUCAUCGACCUGUCCGUCAGCCCGCCCCUCCUCCCCAGCGCGGGGCUGUCCCCGGGAGAGGCGGGCGGGGCCUCGUUCGUCGCCGGGGGUCUGAGGGGCCGGUACAGCCAGACGCACCGCUCGCCGGAGCGCUCGCCCCUCCCCAGCCGCGAUGUGAAACGGGAGAGCCAGGGUCGGCGAUCCAGCCCCGACCGGCCCGAACCGGAGCUGAUCGUGCUCUCGGAUUCGGGAGAGGAGUGCGACGGGGAUGCCGGGAGCCCGGCUGUGCGGAGGAGUGCCCCCCCUCUGCCCGGUGGCACCUCCCAGGCCCCCACCUCCCGGGAUUCGGCGGGCGGGUGCACGGUGGAGGCCGACGGCUCGGCCGAAAUGUCCUGGCUGAUCCCGGGGACGCCGGAGCCGCCCGGCCGGGCCACGCGGGGGGCCGGCACUCAGACACACCAAAGCAUGCGCCGCACCCGGCUCUUCCCCAGGGAGGAGUCCGCCCCCGGCAAGUCUCAAUCUUCCUCCUCCUCUUCCUCCUCGGGGGAGGCCUCGGCCGUCGCCGAGCCUGCUGGUGCGUCUCAGAGCCCCUCCCAAGUCCGGCGCAGCGCUGUGGGCACGGUGGGGCCCGGGCGGAGACCGGCCGGCGGCAGCGUCCGCAACCCCAGCUGCGCCUUAAACCACGAGAGUGACGCCUCAGAUGAGCGCAGCAGUGAGCGCUCCCCCAUAUUCACAGCCCCUUCCUCCCAGCCCAGACGCUCAGGUACGGCCAGAGGGUCCCUCCUGAACGGGACACUGUCCCACGGCGUCCCCCCGCCCGCCAGCAGCACCCCUCUCCCCCCUCAGGCCUCCAGGAGCUCCUCGGCCCUCUGUGAGCAAGAGCGCCUCCUAGAGUCCCCGCAGAGCAAAGGCAGGUCCAGCUCAGGGGAGAGCCCGCGCAGGAGGGGUCAGGUGUCGCUGUGCCUGUCCCUCUCAGACUCCUCCCCGUCUCCGCAGAAAGACACGGGCGCCGGGGGGCGGGGCCGGGGGUUGCCAGAGCAACGCAGGCUGUCCGCAGAGUCGAGGCACUUCCACAGUCCCGAAGGGGGAGCGGUUUCACAACAGAAGGAGAGGGAGGGAGAGAGGAGUAAAGGAAGAACCGAGGAGGAGAAGGAGGGAGAGAGGAUGGAAGGAAGAACAGAGGUAAAGAAGGAGGAAGAGAUUAUGGAGGAGGAGGAGAAGGAGGUGGAGGAAGCGCAGUCUUUCCUUCAGCAGAGCUUCGGCACGAUGGACCCGCCCAUGGCGUUUGACGACUCGUGGGGGCUCUGUGAGAUGCAGGGGCUAGCGCCCCGCUUCAGUCUGAGGCUGGACUCCAGCACAGGGGUCAGUCCACCCGAGCGGGGAGCAGGAGAGAAUGGGGCACAGGACAUCCGAACACCUCCCCCGCCCCCCUCACCCCCCCACGAGCGCAGCAACCCCCACACCAGCCUGCUGGACUCCAAGAUCUGGGAUGACUGGGAGGGAGAGGAGGAGGAGAGGGUGAGCCUUCCUCUCUCUCAGAGGGUGGCCUCAACAGCCCUCACAAAGAGAGUAAAGGAACUAAAGACGCCAGUGGCAGCAUGUAAGAAAGGCCCGCUGGUGCCCAUCACCCCCAUGCCAGGGUUCUCUGACAUGGACACCCCCGAACUGAAGAACCGGCUCAACAGGUUCGGGGUGCGCCCGCUCCCCAAGCGCCAGAUGGUCCUGAAGCUGAAGGAGAUCCACCAGUACACCCACCAGCUGAUGACCUCUGAGUCUGAGGACGAGGGCUCCGCCCCUCGCCCCUCCGCAGACCCCGCCCUGAAGCCCAGCUCUGUCUCCCUGGCAUUCAAGCAGCCGGAGAGACCCGUGGCGGGGGUGUGGUCCAAGGACUCCCCCCGGAAAGGAGCGGGGCGUGAGGAGGAAGGGGAGCGGCUGUCGGCCUCUCAGGGGUCCACGGCCUCUUCCACUGCGGCCAGCGAAGACUCGGACAGGUCCAAUCCGGAGCUGUGCCACCUGUCUGACGACGGCGACUCGGACAGCGACGAGGUGACGGCCUCUCAGGCGGUGUCGCGGGAUGCACAGAAGCUGCAGGCGGUGCGCUGCUUCAUCCAGUCGGACCCGGAGCUGUACGGCCGGGUCCUGCAGUACGAGCCACUGGUUCUGUCCCAGCUGCAGGCCCGACUCAGGGCCCAGGGAAUCCGCCUGGGUGCCACCAAGCUGCUGGACUUCCUGGACUCCCAGUGCAUCACCAUCACCACGGCCAAACCUGCUAAGGGCGGCCCCACCCGGGGGCGGGGCAGGGGCAGAGGGGGCGGGGACAGGAGGAGGAGGGGAGGGGCGACUAAGGCCUCAGACUGACCCAGAGAAAAGGGAACCGCACAGAUGAAGAAAGAGGAACUCUCAGCUGAGGGGAGGGCAGAGACAGAGAGAGACCAAGCACAAGCAUUGGAAACGCAAUUGGCCAAUCAGGUCGUGAAGCCAUGGCAACUGUGUC
Molecule: messenger RNA, 5661 nt
Organism: Megalops cyprinoides (Indo-Pacific tarpon)
Lineage: Eukaryota; Metazoa; Chordata; Actinopteri; Elopiformes; Megalopidae
Gene: slx4
Product: SLX4 structure-specific endonuclease subunit homolog (S. cerevisiae)
Exons: 13
Biological process (GO): DNA replication; meiotic DNA double-strand break processing; interstrand cross-link repair
Cellular component (GO): nucleus; Slx1-Slx4 complex
Molecular function (GO): enzyme binding
Source: RefSeq, a predicted model, not a curated record